Colletotrichum spaethianum is the source of this 954-nucleotide messenger RNA. RefSeq lists its product as uncharacterized. The transcript has a single exon. Gene Ontology annotation, molecular function: protein binding. The record is from RefSeq and is a predicted model, not a curated record. Bases 1 to 954 code for a protein of 317 amino acids. NCBI's taxonomy places the organism in Eukaryota, Fungi, Ascomycota, Sordariomycetes, Glomerellales, Glomerellaceae.
AUGGGUUUACUUACGCUCAUUUUCUCGUCACUCAUUUUCACUCUGGCCCUAGGUGCCCCUGCCACUACUAGUGGCUCAAACCUAGGCAGGGAUCUUCUCCUUGCCCAAUCUCUCAAGCAAAAAAUCAUUGGACCGGAAGGCAUAACGAAGAGCUGGACUGGAAACGAUGUCUGCAAGUUCCACGGCUUCUAUUGCGAUAAAAACCCGGAUACCGGCACCGAGGCCGUUGCAAGCAUCGAUUUCAAUGGUUUUGGUCUGUAUGGAGAACAUCUGUCGCUGGAUGGCUUCCUCGAUAAGAUGACGGAUCUGGCCCUCUUCCACGCCAACUCCAACAAUUUUACGGGAUCAUUGCCAAAUGACCUUUCAGCGCUUAAAUGGCUUUAUGAGAUUGACGUGAGCGGAAACAAGCUUUCUGGUCCCUUCCCUAGAAGCGUCUUCGAUAUCGACCUGACUUUGCUGGACCUACGCUUCAACGAAUUCUCCGGCCCGAUCCCCCACGAGGUGUUCAAUCUCAAUCUGGAAGUCCUUUUUCUCAACGAUAACAAGUUCUCGGCCAGCAUUCCCGACAACAUUGGAUCUUCUCCAGUUAGCUAUCUUACUUUGGCAAACAACAAGUUCACCGGCACCAUUCCUCAAUCAAUUGGAAACAUGAAAAACAUCCAGGAGAUUUUGCUGCUAGGCAACAGCCUCUCGGGAUCUAUUCCAAGCAAAUGGGCCACUCAGAAUCUAACGCUUUUUGAUGCCAGCAACAACAAACUGUCAGGAUCCGUUCCAGAAGAGUUAUGCAAACUGAAAAACUUGGAAGUCCUGAACCUGUCUAACAACAACUUGAACGGCACCCUUGGGCCCGCUUGUGCUUCUCUGGUCAAAAAGAAGAUACUGGUUGUGUCUAACAACUGUAUUCAGGCGGCCAAGGACCAAAAGCCUGCAAGCCAGUGUCACUUCAAGAAGUAG